This is a messenger RNA of Auxenochlorella protothecoides, 1185 nucleotides long. RefSeq names its product Phospholipase B-like 1. The record is from RefSeq and is a predicted model, not a curated record. Gene Ontology annotation, biological process: phospholipid catabolic process. Gene Ontology annotation, molecular function: glycerophospholipase activity. Gene Ontology annotation, cellular component: extracellular region. NCBI's taxonomy places the organism in Eukaryota, Viridiplantae, Chlorophyta, Trebouxiophyceae, Chlorellales, Chlorellaceae. The transcript has 6 exons. Bases 1 to 1185 code for a protein of 394 amino acids.
AUGUUCCCGUCCACGAGGGGGGCCGUGGCGCAUGCCUCCUUCCAGCGCGGCAAGCACACCCGCCACGGCUGGUCCCAGUUUAGCGUCCAUACCUUCAACACCACCGACGAUCUGACCCAGCUCCGCGCCGCCGGCUUCCUAGAGGGCUACUUCACCGCCCGCGAGAUCCAGACGCACUACAACAACGUGGUGAGCACUUUCAACACCAGCCAGGCCCAGCGCGACUGGCUGCUGGAGCAGCACGCAUGGUCCCGGAGUCAAGCGACAGAACGGGGCCCCUCCUCGCCGGCCUGGCGCGCCGUGGGCCUGACCCUGGCGCAGCUGGAGGGCAUGGUGCUGGGCUACGCGGCGCGCCGGCGCACGGAGGGUGACGCCCUGCGCGACCUGGGCCUGGUCGCCUUCCUGGAGACCAGCUCCGUCGGCGACCUGGGCGACAUCCGGCGCGCCAUCGCUGUGAGACAGAGUCUGAAAACAGCGACCGCUCAGGGGGACCUGCUCGCGCCCUGGGCCGGCAUGGGACCCCAGGAGGUCGUGCGCGAGCUGACGCAGGGCGGGCGCUGCAGCGCGCUGGUGAGCGUGACCCCGGACCUCUCCGACCUCCUCCUGGGCCACUCCGCCUGGUUCACGUAUGGAGGCAUGGUGCGGGUGUACAAGCACUACCGCUGUGCCCUCUCCGACCCGGACCUGCCCGGCACCGCCCUCAGCUUCUCCUCCUACCCCGGCGAGCUCUCCUCCGACGACGACUUCUACCUCACAAACACAGGCCUGGCGGUGCUGCAGACCACCAACCGUGUGCUGAACGAGUCGCUGUUCCACGACGUGCACCCCCACAGCCUGCCCAGCUGGCAGCGCGAGCGCUGGAUGGUGGCGGACCUGGGCCGCUUCGCCCCCGGCGCCGACCUGACCCCCGGCCUGCUCACCAUCGUGGAGCAGAUCCCCGGCCGCGUCGCGGUCUGGGACGGCACGCCCCAUCUGGAGCGCGGCUACUGGCCUUCCUACAACAUCCCCGCCGACCCCGGGGCCCAGGCGGUGAACGGGCCCACCGCCACGCCCGCCCUCCCGCCCUUUGACUGGGGGCGGGUGAAUGCCUCGCUGGCGCACGCCACGCCGCACGAGGGCCAGCCCCGGCGCUUCGAGUACGAGUUCGCCUGGAUGACGCCCGACGCGGCGCGCUGGGAGCGGUGA